AUGCAAAGAAUCACAGAAAGAACUAACUUUAUCACCCGAGACAUUGAUGUAGUCGGAGAUGUUGAUGGUAUGGUUCGUUUACUCCGAACAAGUGAUGCACAAAUGUUUUGUGGAUAUGAAGAUUUUCCAUCAUGUUUUGAUGAGGAUUGUUUGGGUGCUUUGGAAAAAAUUUCCCUCCGAAUGAAACUCUGUAUGCAAGAUAGAUUAAAUGGAGUGAGAGGAAGUGUUGUUAUGAGUGGUUGUGGAACAAGUGGUAGAAUUGCCUAUUUUUGUUCAAAGAAUUAUAAUUAUUGUUUUAGAAAAGUAUUUUCUGAUAGGAUUGAUAAUGAUGAAUGCUUUCAAUUUAUUAUUGCUGGUGGAGUGAAUGCUCUUGUUUCACCACAGGAAGCUGCUGAGGAUAAACCAGAUAUUGGAGCAAGAGAUUUGGUAAAUGUCAUUUCGAAUACUAAAACUGAGAGAGGAUUAUUUAUUGGUAUUACUUGUGGAUUUUCUGCUGGUUAUGUAGCUGGUCAAGUGAUGCAAUUGAGUGAGGAUAAGAGUCUUGGUUUUGAUUCUGUUUUAUUUGGGUUUAAUCCAAAGGAGUUGGCUAGGGAUAGUCCAAUUGAAGGAUGGAGGGAUGGAAAUAUUUCUUUCAAGGACGUAAUUGAAAAUGUGGAAAAGAACCAAUCGAGAGAGGAUGAAUUUUUCUUUUUGAAUCCAAUUGUUGGACCAGAAUCUAUCACGGGUUCUACAAGAAUGAAGGGUGGAAGUGCAACCAAAUUUCUGCUUGAUGUUGCCUUCUCUUCAGCCAUUAUGAGUAUUCUGGAUGAAAAGAAGAAGAUUAGAGACAAUAUCAUUCAAGUACUCUCUGGUUUUGAGCAUACUGUGAGAAGUACAUAUGAUUUUUCUAGUAAUACCUUUUCAACAAAUAGUCUCAAAUCCAUUACUCCAACCAUUGAAAUGGCAGCAAAUAGUUUAAAGAAUGGUAACCUAGAUGAAAGAAACGAGGAUCAAAUGGGCCAUAUUUAUUACAUUGGUGCUGAAAAUGCUGGAAUUUUGGGAUUUAUUGAUUCUUCAGAGUGUGUACCAACUUAUGGUGCUCAUCCUAAUGAUGUUAGAGGAUUUAUCAAAAAGGGAUGGAACGAUGUCUUUACCCAUCACAAUCAAGAUAUCAAUAGUGAUUUUGAACAAAAGGGAUCAAGUUUUGGCAUUUCCUAUGAUUUCUUCAAACAAAAUAUUUUACAUACAGUCAAUUCUAGGGAUUCGGUCUUCUUUUUGGCAAUUGAACAAUGUAUAGAUGAAGAAACUCUUGCUGACAUGAAGGAAAUCCUAAAUACGGUCAAGGAAAGAGGGGCCUCUGUCUGCUGGAUUCUUGUAACCACAAAAGGUAAUAAUUCAUUGUACCAGACCGUAUCUGAAUUGGGAUCCCCAAUAUUGCACCAUGCGCUUGACUCGCUUGGUCCAGUACCUUUCUUAUAUGGUUAUGCAGAGCUUAGUAUGAAACUUUUUUUGAAUGCCAUUACAACUGGUGCUCACGUAUUGAAGGGUAUGACAUUUGGAAAUAGAAUGAUCAAUCUCAAAGUUAGUAAUAACAAACUAUUUUAUAGGGCUAUUAAUAUUGUCAGUUCGAUAAUGAAUGUAACUGAAGAGCUUGCAGAGAAAUGUGUAUUGAGAGCCAUCUACAAUGAUUCAACUCCAGAAAGUAACCUCGUCUCACUUCACAUUAGUCAUGCUAUCAAGAUGAAUAAGGUAGUUCCUGUUGCCCUCUUGCUUGCUUCUUCAGGUGGUACCUUGACUGUGGAACAAGCUAGAGAAAUGUUAGCCAAAGACCCGGUGGUUAGGCAAGUAAUUCUAAAGGAAAAGAAGAAUUAAUUGUCAUCUGCAAGUGAAGUAGUAGAAAUUAAAGAAACAUCACUAUCAUCUUCU
Molecule: messenger RNA, 1905 nt
Organism: Naegleria gruberi
Lineage: Eukaryota; Heterolobosea; Eutetramitea; Acrasida; Naegleriidae
Gene: AM34
Exons: 1
Coding region: 1-1851 (616 amino acids)
Biological process (GO): glucose homeostasis; response to fructose; negative regulation of glucokinase activity
Cellular component (GO): nucleoplasm; mitochondrion; cytosol
Molecular function (GO): fructose-6-phosphate binding; enzyme inhibitor activity; carbohydrate binding
Source: RefSeq, a predicted model, not a curated record